Molecule: messenger RNA, 1402 nt
Organism: Olea europaea var. sylvestris
Lineage: Eukaryota; Viridiplantae; Streptophyta; Magnoliopsida; Lamiales; Oleaceae
Product: E3 ubiquitin-protein ligase BAH1-like
Exons: 6
Coding region: 183-1157 (324 amino acids)
Molecular function (GO): metal ion binding
Source: RefSeq, a predicted model, not a curated record
UCAGCAUCAGGUGCCAUUUAAGCCGUAUUUGACCGGUGAGAGGAGAGAGAUUGCCGUUCUGGGAGAUAUAUAAAGAAAUACAAAUCGUAUUCACACACCGAAUCUCAAGGGUUUUCAUUAUCGGUGAAAAAAAGGAGGUUUUUGAGAGAGUUGUGUGUUAUGAGGGGAAGGAAUAUAGAAAAAUGAAGUUUUGCAAGAAAUAUGAAGAGUACAUGCAAGGGCAGAGGCACGAGAAACUGCCUGAGGUUGGUUUCAAAAAGCUCAAAAAAAUCUUGAAAAGAUGCAGGAAAGAGGUUCAUUCACAUGGUGUGGGGAUUCCUCAAGACACCUCCACUUGCCCACAGCACUGCCCAGUCUGCGAUGGGACCUUUUUCUCUUCACUUUGUAAGGAAAUGUCUGAUGUGGUUGGCUCCUUCAACCAACGCGCGCAGAGAUUGCUUGAGGUGCACCUGGCAUCAGGUUUUCGCGGGUUCUUUAUCUGGUUGAAGGGUAAAUCACAUGGAAAUCACGCAGCACUGGUUCAAGAAGGCCGGGACCUGGUCACAUAUGCUCUCAUUAACGCCGUUGCUAUGCGUAAAAUACUGAAGAAAUAUGAUAAGAUUCACUGCUCUAAGCAAGGUCUAGCAUUCAAGUCUCAAGCCCAAAGUAAGCGUAUUGAGAUCCUUCAAUCUCCAUGGCUGUGUGAGCUUAUGGCUUUUCACAUAAACUUGAGAGAGACUAAUUCGUAUGCAAAAAAGGUUCCUGCAUUUUUUGAAGGGUGUUCUCUCAUACUGAAUGAUGGAAAACCAUCUCUCUCUUGUGAUCUCUUUGAUUCAAUCAAGCUCGACAUUGACUUGACUUGUUCUAUAUGUUUGGAUACAGUAUUUGAUCCAGUAUCUCUUACUUGUGGUCAUAUCUUCUGCUGCAUGUGUGCGUGCAAAGCUGCAUCCGUGACCAUAGUGGAUGGGUUGAAGGAAGCACAUCCUAAAGAAAAAUGUCCCAUAUGCCGAGAGGCAGGGGUAUAUGAAGGUGCUGUACAUUUAGAGGAGCUACAUGUUCUAUUGAACCGAAGCUGCCCCGAGUAUUGGGUGGAACGUCGCAAAAUUGAUAAAACGGAGAGAAUACAGCAAACGAAGGAGCACUGGGAGUCGCAGUGCCGGCUAUUUAUGGGUGUUUGAGCAGAAAAUGCUGUUUGUUUUUCUUUUUGUAUUGAAAAAGGGUGUUUUCUUAUGGAGUUCUUGGGACUGGUACAUAACUUGUUAUGGAUUGAAAAUCUUUAAUGAGGUUUCUUGGUUAUGGUUUGAAAAUGCACUUUCCAUGUAUAUACUUGUUAAUAGUCAUAAAGUGCUUUUCUAGUUUAUUGACAAGAAAGUAAAAACAUUAUAUAUAGGGAUUAUCUUGUGAAAAUUUGGUUGAAGCUUAA